Molecule: messenger RNA, 1686 nt
Organism: Letharia lupina
Lineage: Eukaryota; Fungi; Ascomycota; Lecanoromycetes; Lecanorales; Parmeliaceae
Exons: 4
Coding region: 1-1686 (561 amino acids)
Biological process (GO): DNA repair
Source: RefSeq, a predicted model, not a curated record
AUGCCACAUCGCUACAACGUCAAAGGCUCUCACAUGGUACACUACAUUUGGUCUGAGAAGGUCGAAGGCAUGAAAGUCAGCAGGAUACGUUUCCAGGACAUCAAUCUGCAGAAGCCGAGCUGGUUGGCUGCGAAACACUCACCAUUGCCCCCAGCAGACCGUGACUAUACCACCAAAGCACCCUGCGAAACCUGCACCUCUUGCAACUGUACCUGGUCACACGUCUACGCUGCCGGAUGGAUGUGCUUGAACGAAGGCUGCAAGGAACACUUCCAACUCGACGGAGACACCUGCACCGACUUGACAUGGAAUCCGGUCUGGAUGAACGAGCGCACCGAAUGGCCCCAGCAUAUCAUCCCGCCAUUCCCUCUGAAGCCAACACCGCCCCUUACCGACUCCAACGUACCAAGCCUGGAGGAAGAAACAUCCCUCUCGUGCUGGAAAGGCAUGGUGUGUCCGAAGUGCGGGAGAUGCAACUCACGCACAAAGUGGGACGAGUGGAAGUGUUUGAAUGCAGCUUGCGACUUCGAGCUCCCAGUCACGCACACGGUCUUCCCUGCCAGAGCUUUGGUCGAAAAGCACGGGUUCGAAUUUCAAGGCCAGGCCAUAUCCUUUGACAAAUGUUAUGCUCCCGUCACCAAGCGUGAGACGGAGUGGCCAGGCUUGUGGCGUCAUUCAACCUACGACAUCCCAGGCGGGAACGUUGUGUCUCAUUUCCACGCAAAUGCUGUCAUCAAUCAGCAGCCUGGGGGCGCGAAUGAGAUUCUUGAAGCACUGCAGGGGUCAAAGCUGGGCAUGGAAAGAUUUUCCAUGGGGAAUGCGUCCGCAGAAGGUCUUUCGCUCGUAAGACACUUCGCAAUCAACUAUGGUAUGCCAUACAAAUACGUCGUAUCCGUGGACUCCAAACCCUUCAGCGAAGCACCCCCAACGAUCAUGAACAUCGUCAACCGCUUGACCUGGGCCGGAAAAAAGGUCGUGAACGACGGCACAUACCAACAGUUCAACGAACUGCUCUGUCUCGGCUACUUUGAGAACCAGUCCAUCGGCGUGAGUCCCAUCACACUUACCCCCCUGUUCCACCUACUCAUUCAGCCAACCAUUACUAACAACAAACGCCACAACCAGUACCACGACGACGGCGAAAAAGAUCUCGGACCAACCAUCGCCUCCAUCUCCAUCGGCGGCGAAGCCAUCAUGACGAUCCGCAUGAAAGCCAAGUUCUAUUUCUACCCAAAGGGACAAACGCCGGAAACAUACGAUCCCCUCGCAGACAUCGAGCCCGGGACGCAGCUCUACAAGGAGCGUCUCGAGCUCGCGAGGCUGUACAAGGCAGUUCAGAAGCAGGACGAGGAAAUGGAUGAAGAGGAGGAGGAGGAGGACAACGAUACCCAAGAGCGCACCUCACCCCGUCGAGCAUACCUCCGCGCCAAAACCGCCCUCUUCGCCGCCCUCGCCAACGACAAGCGCAAAACCGCCCCCGUGAUCCUAUCCCUGGAUCUGAAACACGGCGACAUGGUCGUCAUGCACGGACAUCCCCUGCAGGCCAGAUACGAGCACGCCGUGACCCCCAAGGGCAAACUCCGCUACGGGCUCACGUGCCGGUACGUCAAGCCGGGCAACAUACCCUUGGCGGAGCGCUGGAAGGGGGACUUUGGGAUCCGGGCCGAGGACGCGUACGACGGCUAG